Messenger RNA from Malassezia japonica, 540 nucleotides. RefSeq lists its product as uncharacterized. The transcript has 2 exons. Bases 1 to 540 code for a protein of 179 amino acids. NCBI's taxonomy places the organism in Eukaryota, Fungi, Basidiomycota, Malasseziomycetes, Malasseziales, Malasseziaceae. Gene Ontology annotation, cellular component: ASAP complex; cytoplasm; nucleoplasm. The record is from RefSeq and is a predicted model, not a curated record. Gene Ontology annotation, molecular function: RNA binding. Gene Ontology annotation, biological process: mRNA splicing, via spliceosome.
AUGGGAGAUCGGAGCGCGUCGCCGCACAGCGAAGCACCGCCGCAGCGCGAUGCACGGCCCAACGUGUACCUCUAUGGGCUGACGGACAAUGUGGACGACCGGCACCUGGACGAUAUUUUCGGGCAGUACGGGCCGCUGGCGCGUAUUCGCGUGCGGAGAGACACGGCGCGGCGCAGCGCUAUUCUCGAAUACGACCUCUUUGAGGACGCAGAAAAGGCCGUGGAACAUAUGGACCAUGGCCAAAUUGACGGAGCACUUAUUCGUGCAGUGCUCCAAGAAGACCCGUCGCUCGAUGUGCCUGUGCGGCCCCGGCGCGACGAGCGGCGCGACGAGCGGCAUCGUGGCAGCGGCCGGGGACGCGACGUGCCCCGCGACCGGGGCUGGGGCCGUGAUGCACGCGACCGGGGCUGGGGGAACGACACGCGCGACCGGGGCUGGGGCCGCCCGCCCGCACCCGACCGCGCCGAGCCUCCGCGCGACAGUGGCUGGCGGCGCGAGCCGUCGUACGAGCCCCGUGGACCAAGUCCCGAGGCAUUGUAG